GUUCUUGUCUUAAGUCCCCGUAUAGAGAGAGUAGGUACAUAUAUCACGGUAGCGGGCUGUCGUGACCCUGGCCAGGCAUCGUUUUUGCCAUGGCAUCCUCCAAAGAAAGCAUGACGCUUAAGCCGGAUGACAUCGACACACGCUCCAUGAUCUCCAUGCAGGAAUUGGACCCUUCCCCCGUGGAGGAUGAGUUUCCCGACCUCGAAACCGGCGGGCACUUUCCCAAACCGCAGAGCUCCCCGUCGGUGGGUGAGACCGGUACGACUGGGGGAAGGCUCUCAUCGCUCAAGCUAGGUCUUCGCGGGCACAGCUGGGAUUCUUGGUUAUCCGCUUUCCAACGGUACUCGACCUACCCUCCCACUCUAUUCCUUCUCCUGCAUUGGGCCAACACCUCGCUUAUCCCGCUCGUGACUCGGUCUGUACCGGAAAGCGAACCCUACCUGCUUCUGACGAGACCAAUCUACCAGUCUCCGUCACUUGAGCAUGUGGUCCUGACCGUUCCGGUGUUGGUCCAUGUUGCGUCGGGGGUUACUUUGCGCAACAUUCGCUCUUCGCGGCGGGCGCGACUCUAUGGCGCCGAGACGAGGUCGCAAAGAAAUUUGCUGACGUUCUGGCCCCGGAUGAGCCUGCAGGCCCGACUAGGAUACUCCCUUGUCCCCUUGCUCGGCGCCCAUGUUCUUGUGAACCGCAUCACCCCGCUGAUAGUUGAUGGAGGAAGCUCCGGCGUCGGUCUCGGUUAUGUGGCCCAUGGCUUUGCGCGCGCCCCGGCCUUUUGGGAUCUAUAUUAUGUGGCAUUUGUCGCCAUCGGGGUGUGGCAUUUUGCGGGCGGGUGGGCCUCUUGGAUGGGCUGGAGAGUGACAACGAGGCGAAAGGAGCGUGACCGGAAGAAGGGCUCGCUGGAGGGCUAUUUGGGACACGCGGAGAGCGAGCAACGGGUCCGGCGACAGAGAAAGAUGUGGUGGACUGUCAACGGGAUCGCAGCGUACAACGGCACCGAAUAUAGAGCAGUCAAGGAGGGGCAAGCGUAUAUUUUGAACCCCCCGGCCCAAGAUGCCGCCUCCAAGGCCACGAAAAAGGAUCUCAAAGCUGACGAGCAUUCCCAAUCCGUCUUCUAUAAUCCUAUCCAGCAGUUUAACAGGGACCUUAGUGUCCUUGCAAUUCGUGCAUAUGGGGAGCAUACACUGGCCUUGAAGAAACAGAGGGCUGAGAGAAAACAGCAAAAGGCUGCGGCAAGCGGCAAGAAGCGCAAGCGCGAAGAGGGAGAUCGCGAGGAACAAACCCACGAUCAGACCCAUGAAACAGAAACUGUGGCGCAGAGCAAGUCCCGGUCGCUCCCAACGCAGCAAGCCAUUGCGCCGUCCUUCACAAUCCUAGACGCCCUGUCUGCCACCGGACUGCGUGCUCUGCGAUACGCCUUGGAGAUCCCCUUUACUUCCUAUGUUGUCGCAAACGACCUGUCCGCCUUAGCCAUCCAGUCUAUGAAGUUGAACAUUCAGUACAAUCGACUUGAAGGCCAGAUCCGACCCAACAACGGGGAUGCGCGGGCUUUUAUGUACAGUCUUUUGAGUCCAGGGAGCAUCCCAACCGCUGACUCACACGCGGGAAAAUUCGAUGUCAUCGACCUAGACCCUUACGGCACCGCUGCACCAUUCAUGGACGCAGCAGUCCAGGGUGUCAAGGAUGGUGGUCUUCUUUGUGUGACAUGUACCGAUGCCGGAGUUUGGGCGUCCCACGGCUAUCCGGAAAAAUCGUUCGCCUUGUAUGGUGGUGUUCCAGUCAAGGGACCCCAUUGCCAUGAAGGAGGACUGCGUCUUAUUCUACACGGACUUGCGACGUCUGCUGCAAAAUAUGGCCUCGCCAUAGAGCCACUUCUCUCCUUAUCAAUCGAUUUCUAUGCUCGAGUAUUUGUUCGUGUUCAUCGCUCCCCUGCUGAAGUCAAAUUUGCCUCAGGAAAGAUGAUGGUGGUCUAUAACUGCGAUUCUGGUUGUGGCGCAUGGUCGACUCAACCCAUAACUCAGACGAAACAAAGACUGGAUAAAAAAGGUAACCCUUUUUAUCACUUCGGCUUUGCCCAGGGCCCUGCCUCGGACAGUCAUUGCGAACAUUGCGGUACUCGGACUCACCUAAGCGGCCCUAUGUGGGCCGGUCCCCUUCAUAACCCACAUUUCAUUCGCAGGAUCCUUGACAUGCUCCCUCGGGCAGACAGGUCUGUGUACCACACCAUUGACAGAAUCGAAGGCAUGUUGACCACAGCCCUCGAGGAAGAUUUAUCUCUUGAACCCACCGAGGUGAGCGUGAAACAGAAAUCUACCGACGCUUCUGGUGAAGACAUCCCACUUGGCAAUCCUUCUGCCAUCAUUCCCCGGCUAGAUCCAGCUGCUCGGGAUGAACACCCUUUCUAUUUCAGCCUCAGCUCUCUGUCCAAAGUGUUGCAUACCUCAACGGUCUCUAUUGAUGCCAUGCGUGGGGCUCUUCGACACCUGGGCUAUAGGUCCACCCGCAGUCACGCGAGGCCGAACUCAAUUCGUACAGAUGCUCCUUGGGAGGUGGUCUGGGAGAUUAUGAGGGAAUGGGUGAGGCAGAAAUCGCCCGUCAGAGAAGGUUCUCUUAAGCCUGGGAGUCCCGGCGCUGCCAUCAUGGCCAAGAGUCGGAAUAAUGUUCAAGGAUCCUUGGGAGAAGGCCAUUCCCUGAGCCUUCUCAAGUCAGAUAUCAUGGCAGCCUCUGAGGCAAAGGAUGUUGUAGAGAUGAUCACGAAGGUUCAAGCUGCACUGUAUCGCGCUGGUGCCCUUCAAGAGUCGGGAGAAAAGAUUGUGUCUCAUUCUCCACUGGCUGGUCAAUCUGAAACGCAGAAGGGUAUUCGCUCCCAGUCACAGGACAGAACGGCUGCCAGACCUGAUCUUAGCUCACUAGAGAUCAUCUUUGACGAGGCCAUGGGCAGGGAUGCCGCAGCUAAAAAACGAUUGGUGAGGUAUCAGAUCAAUCCUCGGGAAAACUGGGGCCCUCUGAGCCGAGCGUCUGGGGGGCGAUAA
Aspergillus heteromorphus CBS 117.55 is the source of this 3029-nucleotide messenger RNA. Its product is annotated as tRNA (guanine26-N2)-dimethyltransferase. Gene Ontology annotation, cellular component: membrane; nucleus. NCBI's taxonomy places the organism in Eukaryota, Fungi, Ascomycota, Eurotiomycetes, Eurotiales, Aspergillaceae. Gene Ontology annotation, biological process: tRNA N2-guanine methylation. The record is from RefSeq and is a predicted model, not a curated record. Bases 90 to 3029 code for a protein of 979 amino acids. Gene Ontology annotation, molecular function: RNA binding. The transcript has 3 exons.